CCGGUGGCGCGAGUUUUGGCAGGUGUGUUGUACUGUAAGAAGUUAACCUUGCUUCUUCAUUUUCUUAAAUGUACAUAACCUAUGGUGAUUGUCUUAUUGGCCUUUUUCCCCAGUAAUUUAAGUCAAAGUCACUCUGGGGCGAUUGGGAGUUUCUUUUGGAUGCGUAAAUGAACAUGGGAAGAUGGAGUCAGAAAGACACAUUAACAUGUCGAUUCUGGCUUGUCUAAGAGAACACAACUAUUGGUGGAAUGUUAAACGAAGGCCAGUCCAGUCCUCAGUGUAUUCAGUUACAUAUAUCUCAACUCUGCUACCAAUACAGCGGUAAAGUGUCCGGAGGACUCAGAUAGGCUACAGGAAGACCUAAACCUUCUGGAAGACUGGGCGGUGGCCAGUGGCAUGACUUUCAACUUGAAAAAGUGCAAAGUAGUGAAGUUGCGCACCUGUAGACUGCAGAAUGCAAGUUACACCCUGUGCAAUGAAAGCUUGUCCUGCACAACGUCGGAACGCGACUUAGGUCUAGUUCUAACGGAAAAAAUGGACACAAGAGUAAAUUACACAGUGGGUGUAGCGGGGACAUAUGCGGUCAUACACUUUACGCAUAGACAGUUAGGUGCACUCACUCCUGAGCUCUUUCUAAUGUUGUACAAAACAUACGUCAGGCCACACCUUGAGGUGCAUAAUAUUAUUGCACCCCCAAUGCUGAGAAGAGACGCCAACCUCUUGGAAAGAGUCCAACGACGGGCAACAAAAGGAGUGGUUGGUCUCCGAAACAAACCAUAUGAUGAAAGGCUGAAGAAAUUAGGCCUGUUCACACUUAGUUACCGUCGGCUUAGGGGGGAUUUGAUUACUGCCUACAAAAUAACAAAUGACCAGAAUCACCCAAACAAAGGUGUUCUGCCAUUGAGUAGGUAUAGGCUCUCACGUGGAAAUCCCAGAAGGAUAGCUCACCAGAGGGCAAGGACCCGGGUGCGCUCCCACUUCUUUUCACUGCGGGUUUGUCGUCCCUGGAAUUCCUUGCCGGCAGAUGUAGCUAUGGCACCGUCUUUGGACGCCUUUAAGCGAAGGCUGGACAACCAUGCAGCGAUACAAGGACUGCAUUCAAAUGGCCUAUCUCCUUAAAAUCUCAUAUACCAAUCAGGGUAGAUAAUUAAACUCGUCAUUUUACUUCUUUACAUUCUCUCCCGUCUUACUCUCCUGACAACUUAUUAAUAUUAUAAUUACUAUUAUUAUUAUUAUU
This is a messenger RNA of Trichobilharzia regenti, 1237 nucleotides long. Lineage: Eukaryota; Metazoa; Platyhelminthes; Trematoda; Strigeidida; Schistosomatidae. The record is from the annotation of a GenBank genome assembly.